Molecule: messenger RNA, 2883 nt
Organism: Etheostoma cragini (Arkansas darter)
Lineage: Eukaryota; Metazoa; Chordata; Actinopteri; Perciformes; Percidae
Gene: eif4g2b
Product: eukaryotic translation initiation factor 4, gamma 2b
Exons: 21
Coding region: 1-2883 (960 amino acids)
Cellular component (GO): eukaryotic translation initiation factor 4F complex
Molecular function (GO): protein binding; mRNA binding; translation initiation factor activity
Source: RefSeq, a predicted model, not a curated record
AUGCAGCAAAGGGGCCUCAGGCCAGAUAAGAACCCCGCCCGCCGGGUGCGCCGAGGAGCGAACUUCCACUCACGCUCCACACACCAACUGAGCUAUCCGGGCGCCCGCCGCCAGCUGUCUGACGCGUCACGACUUAGUGUCAUGGGAAAUUCACCGUUUCCCCCAUCCCCUCCUGUUAUUAUUAUUCUUUUGAGUAUUCUUCAUUGUCAAGCCGCCAAAGUGGAGAGUGCGAUUGCAGAAGGGGGUGCUUCUCGUUUCAGUGCUUCUUCGGGGGGAGGAGGUGGUAGGGGCGCACCUCAGCACUAUCCCAAGACUGUCGGCAACAGCGAGUUCCUGGGGAAAACCCCAGGGCAAAGCGUUCAGAGAUGGGUUCCUUCACGAAGCACUAGACGAGAUGUCAACUCCAGUAAUGAAAAAGAGCGACACGAUGCAAUCUUCAGGAAAGUGAGGGGCAUACUCAACAAACUCACGCCUGAGAAGUUUGACAAGCUAUGCCUUGAGCUCCUGAAUGUGGGCGUAGAUUCAAAACUCGUCCUUAAAGGAAUCAUCUUGCUGAUUGUAGACAAAGCCCUAGAAGAGCCCAAGUAUAGCUCGCUCUAUGCUCAGCUAUGUCUGCGCUUGGCAGAGGACGCACCAAACUUUGAUGGCCCUUCAUCUGAGAUCCAAACAUCCCAAAAGCAGAGCACAACCUUCAGAAGACUACUGAUUUCCAAACUUCAAGAUGAAUUUGAAAACCGCACCAGAAAUGUUGAAAUCUAUGACAAACAUGACAACCCUCUCACUUCUGAGGAGGAGGAGCAGCGUUCCAUUGCCAAGAGCAAGAUGCUUGGCAACAUUAAAUUCAUCGGGGAACUUGGUAAACUCGACCUUAUCCACGAAUCUAUCCUUCAUAAGUGCAUCAAAACACUUCUGGAAAAGAAGAAGAGAGUCCAGCUCAAGGAUAUGGGGGAGGAUCUGGAGUGCCUCUGUCAGAUAAUGAGAACCGUGGGGCCGAGACUUGACCAUGAAAAAGCAAAGUCUUUAAUGGAUCAGUAUUUUGGCCGUAUGCGAUCCUUAAUGAACAACAAGGAGUUGCCUGCUAGGAUCCGCUUCCUGCUGCAAGACACAGUGGAACUGCGCUUAAACAACUGGGUCCCCCGCAAGGCCUUCAUUGACAACGGACCGAAGACGAUUCACCAGAUCCGUCAGGAGGCAGUGAAAGAUUUGGGUGUUUUCAUCCCAGCACCCAUGUCUCAGGGGAUGAGGAUGGACUUCUUCCUGGAAAGCCCCUUCAUGCCCAACAGAAUGAAACUGGACAGGGAGACUCUCGGGGGAUUGGCCGAUAUGUUUGGGCAGAUGCCAGGCAGUGGGAUUGGAACUGGCCCGGGGGUCAUUCAGGAUAGGUACUCGCCCACUAUGGGGCGCCAUCGCACCAACCCGCUCUUCAACGGCCACAGUGGCCACAUCGUCCCUCAACCACAAUCACAGUUCGACGCAGGGCCAAAGUCUUUUGUUAAGUCCAACCAGGUUCAGAACCAGCAUUUCCUCAACCAGAACCAGAACCACAUGGCCCAGCAGCAGGUCCCGUCCAAGGACAUGCCUCCACGAUUCAGCAAGAAAGGACAGCUUAAUGCAGAUGAGAUCAGCCUCCGGCCUGCUCAGUCAUUCCUCCUCAACAAGAAUCAGGUACCCAAACUCCAGCCCCAGAUCCCAACCAUGAUGCCUCCCAGCGCCCAGCCCCCACGUACUCAAACCCCCCCUCUGGGACAGCCUCCACAGCUUGGCCUGAAGACCAACCCUCCGCCCAUCCAAGAGAAACCUCAGAAGAUCAACAAGAAACCACCUCCUGCCAGGGAGGAACUGCUUAAAAUGACGGAGGCGAUGGUGACAGAGUACUUGAACAGUAAGAACUUGGCCGAAGCUGUGAGCGGCGUGAGGGAAAUGAAGGCUCCUAAGCACUUCCUGCCGGAGAUGCUGAGUAAGAUCAUCGUGUGUUCCCUGGACCGUCCCGAUGAGGACAAGGAGCAUGCUAGCACUCUGGUCCACACGCUCCGCACAGAGGGCCUCAUCACUGGAGAGAAUUUCAUGCAGGCUUUCCUCAACGUCCUGGACCAGUGUCCCAAGAUCGAGCUGGACGUGCCCCUGGUGAAGUCCUACCUGGCCCAGUUUGCGGCUCGGGCCAUCAUCGCAGAGCUGGUGAGCGUGGCGGAGCUGGCUCACCCCCUGGAGAACGGCACACACUUCCCCCUCUUCCUGCUUUGCCUGCAACAGACGGCCAAGCUGAAGGACCGCGAGUGGCUCACCGAUCUCUUCCAGCAGAGCAAGGUCAACAUGCAGAAGAUGCUCCCAGAAAUCGAUCAGAACAAGGACCGCAUGCUGGAGAUCCUGGAGGGGAAGGGCCUGAGCUUCCUGUUCCCGCUGCUGAAGCUGGAGAAGGAGCUGCUGAAACAGAUAACGGCAGACCCCUCUCCACAGUCCAUCUACAAGUGGAUUAAAGACAACAUCUCACCCAAGCUUCACACUGACAAAGGCUUUGUCAACAUCCUCAUGACCAGUUUCCUCCAGUACAUCUCCCAGGAGCUGUGCAUGGGCGAGGCCGACGAGCAGCUGGCCGCCCCUUCCAAAGAGCAACUGGAGCAGGAGAAACAGCUGCUGCUGGCCUUCAAACCCGUCAUGCAGAAGUUCUUGCAUGACCACACGGAGCUGCAGGUCAGCGCUCUCUACGCCUUGCAGGUGCACUGCAACAGCAGCGCCUUCCCUAAAGGCAUGCUGUUGCGCUACUUUGUCAACUUCUACGACAUGGAGAUCAUUGAAGAAGAAGCCUUCCUUGCAUGGAAAGAAGACAUAAGCCAGGAAUUCCCUGGAAAAGGAAAAUCUUUAUUCCAGGUACACCUGUGGCUGUAA